AUUGAUGUCACACACCUAACAGAAACCCUCAGAAGCUCCAGCGAAGCGAGUUCCGUCUUUGUUUUCUCCAGGCGAAGAAUGGCGUCGUUUGAUGAAGCACCACCAGGAAACUCCAAGGCCGGAGAGAAGAUCUUCAGGACCAAGUGUGCUCAGUGUCACACCGUCGACAAAGGCGCCGGUCACAAACAAGGACCGAACCUAAACGGUCUGUUUGGAAGACAAUCUGGGACAACAGCUGGUUACUCUUACUCUGCUGCUAACAAGAACAAAGCUGUCGAAUGGGAAGAGAAGACCUUGUACGAUUACUUGCUCAACCCCAAGAAGUACAUUCCUGGAACGAAGAUGGUCUUCCCUGGGCUCAAGAAGCCCCAAGAACGUGCUGAUCUCAUUGCCUACUUGAAGGAAGCUACUGCUUAGUGGGACUACAUGAUCAUGACUUUUUAGUCUUCUCUGAUCAAGAUAUUCUUUUGACAAAUAAAAUCUCCAAACUUUUGUUUUUGGUUUUUGGAAAUGCUCUCCUCAUCUUCAAUUACACGUUUUGGUGGGGGAAAUUUGGUUGUUUGAGUUCCAAAUGUACUCGAGUCCUUACAUUUUCUGAGGCUCAUUCAUAUAAAAUGCAUCUAUCUAGAAGCACUUUCUUUCCUAUCAA
Raphanus sativus (radish) is the source of this 649-nucleotide messenger RNA. Its product is annotated as cytochrome c. Lineage: Eukaryota; Viridiplantae; Streptophyta; Magnoliopsida; Brassicales; Brassicaceae. Gene Ontology annotation, cellular component: mitochondrial intermembrane space. The transcript is spliced from 3 exons. The coding region runs from base 79 to 417 and encodes 112 amino acids. The record is from RefSeq and is a predicted model, not a curated record. Gene Ontology annotation, molecular function: heme binding; electron transfer activity. Gene Ontology annotation, biological process: mitochondrial electron transport, ubiquinol to cytochrome c; mitochondrial electron transport, cytochrome c to oxygen.